Messenger RNA from Acanthamoeba castellanii str. Neff, 2187 nucleotides. RefSeq names its product plasmamembrane proton-efflux P-type ATPase. Gene Ontology annotation, molecular function: P-type proton-exporting transporter activity; ATP hydrolysis activity; ATP binding. NCBI's taxonomy places the organism in Eukaryota, Discosea, Longamoebia, Acanthamoebidae. The record is from RefSeq and is a predicted model, not a curated record. The transcript is spliced from 12 exons. Gene Ontology annotation, cellular component: plasma membrane. Gene Ontology annotation, biological process: regulation of intracellular pH; proton export across plasma membrane. Bases 1 to 2187 code for a protein of 728 amino acids.
AUGAUGGCGGUGGUGCACGCGACGGGUCUCAACACGUUCUUCGGCAAGGCGGCGGCGCUCGUGCAGAGCUCGCACAAGAAGAGCCACAUUCACGUCAUCCUCAAGGCCAUCGGUUACUUCUGUAUCCUCUUCGUGCUGGCCGGCUGCGUGGCCGAACUCAUCACCCAGUUUGCCAUCCGCGGCAAGCCCUGCACCGGUGUUGUGGAUGCGGAAUGCGCGCCGCUGAACAACAUGUUGGUGCUGGUCGUGGGCGGACUGCCCAUCGCCAUGCCCACCAUCCUGUCGGUGACCAUGGCCCUGGGCGCCAGCGCGCUCGCCAAGAAAAAGGCCAUCGUCUCGCGUCUCACCGCCGUCGAAGAGAUCGCCGGUAUGGAGGUGCUCUGCUCCGACAAGACCGGCACGUUGACCAAGAAUGAGCUUUCCAUUUCCAACCCCGUCGCCUACGUCGGCGAGGUUGCUGACGUCAUCUUUGACGCGGCGCUGGCGUCCAAGCCCGAGAACGGCGACGCGAUCGACAUUGCGAUGGUGGCGUCGUGCACGGACGAGCAGCGCGAGCUGCUGAAGCAGUUCAAGACCCUCCACUUCCAGCCCUUCGACCCGGUGGGCAAGAAGACCGUGGCCAAGAUCCAGAGCCCCGAGGGCGAGGUGUUCCACACCACCAAGGGCGCUCCGCAGGUCAUCCUCGGCCUCGCCGAAAACGGACCCAAGAUCCGGAAGAGCGUGCUCGCGGACAUCGAGCGCCUGGGCCAGGCGGGCUAUCGCACGCUGGGCGUGGCGGUGGCGGACAAGAAGGUGAAGCGGUGGACCAUGACGGGCCUCAUCCCCAUGUUCGACCCGCCGCGCGACGACACGCAGGAGACCAUCCACCGCGCCGAGAACCUCGGCGUCGAGGUCAAGAUGAUCACCGGCGACCACCUGACCAUCGCCAAGGAGACGGCGCGCAUUCUGGGCAUGGGCACCAACAUCUUCCCGGCCGAGUACAUGAAGAACGCCGACAAGGCGCGCCAGGACACGGGCCUCGACCUCCACGAGAUCGUGCGCCAGGCCGACGGCUUUGCUGAGGUGUUCCCGGAGGACAAGUACACGAUCGUGGAGAAGCUGCAGAAGGGCAACCACAUCGUGGGCAUGACGGGCGACGGCGUCAACGACGCUCCCGCCCUCAAGAAGGCCAAUAUCGGCAUCGCCGUAUCCGGCGCCACCGACGCCGCUCGCGGUGCGUCGGACAUCGUGCUCACCAAGGAGGGAUUGAGCGUGAUCGUCGACGCCAUCAUCGGCUCGCGCAAGAUCUUCCAGCGCAUGAAGAACUACUGCAUGUACAGCAUCAGCGUGUGCGUGCGCAUAGUGCUCACCUUUGGCAUCCUCACCCUCGCCUACGACUGGUAUUUCCCGACGAUCGCGACGGUCAUGUUUGCGAUCUUCAACGACGGCUCCAUGUUGACCAUCUCCAAGGACCGCGUCAAACCCAGCCCGAAGCCCGAGAUGUGGAACCUCCUCGAAAUCUUCGGCACCGCCAUCGCGCUGGGAACGUACUUGAGCGCGUCGACGAUCAUUCUGUUCCACCUGGCGGUCUACACGGACACGUUCGAGAACUGGUUCGGGCUGGACCAGCUCUCCUACGCCGACGCGCGCGGCCUCAUCUACCUACAGGUGUCGGUGAGCGGCCUCGCCACGGUGUUCGUCACCCGCGCGCAGGGCUUCUCGUGGAUGUUCUGGCGCGAGCGGCCGGGCCUGCGCGUGAUCAUCGCCUUCUGCAUCGCGCAGGCCGCCGCCACGGUUCUCGGGGCCUACGGCCUGGGCGGCUUCCCCAGCGACGGCGCGACCGACUUCAACGGCUCCGGCUGGUGGUGGGUCCUCGUCGCCUGGAUCUGGUGCUUCAUCUGGUUCUGGCCGAUGGACAUCAUCAAGUUUGUGGUGCGGUCGGUGAUGCGCGGCGAGGUCAACCUCUUCAGCCACCGCUUCAGCGUGUCGAUGCAGCUCAUCCACGGCCAGCCCCAGGUCGGCGCCACCCCCGAGACCACCACCUACGAACAGACCGUCAUCACCAAUCUGGCGUCGAAGAUGAAGCGCCGCUUCAGAAGGCACAAGCACGCGGAUGCUGAGAGCGAAGCGAUGAACGUUGACGAUCGUCACAAAGAUCUCGACGUCGUGGAGGCCGCCACCGCCUCCAAGGCCGCUCAGAAGCGCUAG